Grosmannia clavigera kw1407 is the source of this 1557-nucleotide messenger RNA. RefSeq names its product NADPH oxidase regulator. The transcript has 6 exons. Gene Ontology annotation, molecular function: protein binding. The record is from RefSeq and is a predicted model, not a curated record. The coding region runs from base 1 to 1557 and encodes 518 amino acids. NCBI's taxonomy places the organism in Eukaryota, Fungi, Ascomycota, Sordariomycetes, Ophiostomatales, Ophiostomataceae.
AUGUCUUUAAAACAGGAAAUCGAGGUUUGGGUCGCUGCUCUGGGUAGCUACGACAGCAAUGAAUUCGAUGAAGCUCUUAACGAGUUUGAGAAGGUCUCCGACACGUCCAAGAUCCUAUUCAACAUGGGUGUCAUACACGCAACCCUAGGCGAGCAUGAGAAAGCGGUGGAGUGCUACCAGCGGGCAAUUCGACUGGACCAGUAUCUGGCUGUAGCGUAUUUUCAACAAGGUGUCUCAAAUUUCCUCCUCGGCGAUUUUGAGGAGGCACUGGCGAACUUCAACGACACACUACUUUACCUGCGAGGAAAUACCAUGAUCGAUUACGCCCAACUAGGACUGUUAUUUAAGCUUUAUUCUUGUGAGGUCUUGUUCAACCGCGGCCUUUGUUACAUCUACCUGCAACAGAAAGAUGCUGGAAUGCAAGAUCUCUCGUACGCCGUAAAGGAAAAGGUGGUCGAGGACCACAACGUCAUUGACGAGGCAAUUCGCGAAGAAGCAGAGGGCUACACCGUUUUCUCCAUACCCGUCGGUGUCGUCUACAGGCCGAACGAAGCGAAGGUCCGCAAUCUGAAGACCAAGGACUAUCUCGGGAAGGCUCGCCUGGUCGCAGCUUCUGAUCGAGCGAAUGCCUUCACUGGAUUUGCUGGGUCAGAAAUCAAGAAUGCGGGGAAGCUGGACGUUAAAGACGAUCGUCCGGCCGACAAUAUUUCUUUUGCGGCAACCAACCUUGUAAAGACCGAUAUUCAGAGCCGACGGCUUCAAUCUGAGCCUCCCGUCGGUAGAAACGUCUUCCCACCAACACCACCCCCCGAAAAUGAUAAGCAGCAGUCGGCUGUGAUCAGCCGCGGUGCAUCGGUUCGCAACGGCCCCAAACCAAUGCCUUCCAAACUGAACAUCGACAAAGCUCGCCCGAAUGAACGCUUUGAAAAGGCAAUAUCUCCGCAAGAUAGACGACCUAGGCCACAGCGUUCCAAUUCAGCUACCCCGUCCCGUGGAUAUAGCCAGAGAGCGGUUCAAGCUCGACGGUCAGUCGAGGAGGAGGAUGCAUACCCAGACCAGUUGUAUGACAUGUACCAGGGCGCCGGGGGGUCGCGGGGGAGCCGUGGACAACAGAGCAGGCGGACACAGCCCCGGUAUAUUGAUGAGGACGACGAAGGUGGCAGCGACUAUGAUGGUGGCUCGUUUGACGAGGGCGACUUCGAGAUCGUUUCAAGCCGUCGACCGGGUACCAGCUCUGUCUCGGGCUCUUCUCUUAGACAAUCCAGAAGGCCGGAAAUACGGAAAAUCAGAGUCAAGGUUCACGCGGAAGAUGUGCGUUACAUCAUGAUCAACACGGCUGUUGAAUUUCCCGAUUUUGUCGACCAAAUUCGCGACAAGUUUGGCAUCCGUCGCCGCUUCAAGAUAAAGGUCCGCGACGACGACGACGCACCCAACAGUGAAAUGGUGACCAUGGGCGACCAAGAUGACCUAGACAUGGUAGUCAUGAGCGUGAAGUCUCUGGCCCGAAAGCAGAAAUUGGAUGUCGGGAAGAUGGAGGUUUGGGUUCAGGAGAUAUAG